Messenger RNA from Fasciola hepatica (liver fluke), 222 nucleotides. The record is from the annotation of a GenBank genome assembly. NCBI's taxonomy places the organism in Eukaryota, Metazoa, Platyhelminthes, Trematoda, Plagiorchiida, Fasciolidae.
AUGAAGUGUCCGAACGAACUGAGCAGACCGACAAUGUUUUCUAUCGGUCGCAAAUCGGUGGACCUCAAUUUGGGAGAUCUGUGUGGAACGGGAAAUGAAGACAGCUGGAUUGAUAUAGCAAUGGUCGGGCAUUCUCGGAUAUCGAAGAGUGUACCUUCACAGCAGACCACGGAAAUUCAUACACCUGUGUCUUUAAGAACCACUUCCGAGCACGAGGACUGA